AUGAGUAUCACGCCUCUUGGAUUGCUACCUAGCGCACAGCGUCUACGAGCGAUCUACCCGCAAACUCCAACACCAAACUUCUUAUGCGUUGUGACAGCGACCCCGGAACAGAAAGAAGUCUUCGUUCGCAAGGGUGGAUACAAGAUGAAUCUAUGGGAGAUCAUCGUUGCGGAUGAUACACGCUCAGACUUCAAGGUCACGUUCUGGCUGCGCCCACCCCGAGAGUCCAACAACGAACAGAACCACGUUCAAAACCAACUGCUACAGACACUAGAGAGCAUCAAAGUUGGCGACAUUCUGCUUCUGAGGAACAUUGCGUUGACAUCGUUCGGUGACACCGUCUUUGGCCAAUCUCUGAACCCGGCCAUCACACGGGCUCGAACGACUAUUGAUGUCUUGACGAGAAGCAAUGGUGUAUCAGCUGCCCAGCUGGGUGGGCUCCCGGUGCCGGUAAUCGAAGUGUUCAAGAGAGUCAAAAAGUGGGCAAGACUGCACAUCGCAUCUGAUAGUGCGGGUUCGAGAAAGAGAAAGAGCAGCCAGGCGAAACAACACAAGGACACGAAACGCAAUUUCACAGCGCGUGAUGUCGAUGACUCCAUGCCUCCCGACACUAUGGAAAGUGUAUGA
Molecule: messenger RNA, 627 nt
Organism: Alternaria conjuncta
Lineage: Eukaryota; Fungi; Ascomycota; Dothideomycetes; Pleosporales; Pleosporaceae
Exons: 1
Coding region: 1-627 (208 amino acids)
Source: RefSeq, a predicted model, not a curated record